Molecule: messenger RNA, 1509 nt
Organism: Rhinolophus ferrumequinum (greater horseshoe bat)
Lineage: Eukaryota; Metazoa; Chordata; Mammalia; Chiroptera; Rhinolophidae
Gene: CDO1
Product: cysteine dioxygenase type 1
Exons: 5
Coding region: 191-793 (200 amino acids)
Biological process (GO): L-cysteine catabolic process
Molecular function (GO): ferrous iron binding; cysteine dioxygenase activity
Source: RefSeq, a predicted model, not a curated record
GCUGCCCUGGGGGCUGGGGGGGGGUCUCUUUAUAUCUUGGCCAGGGAUUCUUUCAGCUGUGGUCCUCGAGCGUUUGGGGGUUUUGUGUGUCUAGCUGGCAGCUAGGGUCCCUCGUCCUCGGUUCCUCGGCUUGCUCAGCACCCCUCCGAAGCCCAGCAGUGAGAAGGGCGCGCCGCCACCUCCGCGAGGGAUGGAGCAGACCGAGGUGCUAAAGCCACGGACCCUGGCCGAUCUGAUCCGCAUCCUGCACCAGCUCUUCGCCGGCGAGGAGGUCAAUGUGGAGGAGGUGCAGGCCGUCAUGGAAGCCUACGAGAGCGACCCCGCCGAGUGGGCAGUGUACGCCAAAUACGACCAGUACAGGUACACCCGAAAUCUUGUGGAUCAAGGAAACGGAAAAUUUAAUCUAAUGAUUCUAUGUUGGGGUGAAGGACAUGGCAGCAGUAUCCAUGAUCACACCAACUCCCACUGCUUUUUGAAGAUGCUGCAAGGAAAUCUAAAGGAGACAUUAUUUGCCUGGCCUGACAAAAAGUCCAAUGAGAUGACCAAGAAGUCAGAAAGAACCUUGGGGGAAAACCAGUGUGCCUACAUCAAUGAUUCCAUUGGCUUACAUCGGGUAGAGAAUGUUAGCCAUACGGAACCUGCCGUGAGCCUUCAUUUGUACAGUCCACCUUUUGAUUCAUGCCAUGCCUUUGAUCAAAGAACAGGACAUAAAAACAAAGUCACCAUGACAUUCCAUAGCAAAUUUGGAAUCAGGACUCCAUUUACCACUUCAGGGUCACUGGAGAACAACUAAGGAGAAGCAAGGCGCUUUUACUUUAAGGUCUGCUGAAAGUUUUGCCUCGGACGGGAAGGCCUCCCACCAUUUGCUGUUCAACAGUACACUUUACAAAGCCAAUACUUAGAUCUCCUGUAAGUCAGAUGGUAAUUAAUAAGGCAUUAAGUAAGCAAAUAGUGCCCUGAGCUACUGCAGAAGAAAAAUCCCACUAAAGAAAAGAAAAAGGCUUGUGAUUGUAAAGGCCAAACCAAGUGCUCUCCUGGUUUUAUCCUCUAAAUCCAUUGAACCAUCCUGGAAAUGUCAGUGAAGGUUUUUAUAGCUUUUGGAAACACUUUGUUCUCUGAACUGUAAUUAGCAAUAAAUAAAAACAAGACACCACAGCCAUCAAAAGCCUGCCUUGUUACUUGGAUUACUAAAUGUAGAUGUCUUUAGUAUACUUUGUAUGUUCUUAAUGUUUGAAGGGAAUUUUUUUGAACCUAUGAAUUUUAUUUUUUUCAGUCUUAUGUUACAAAUUCCUGUUCUAUUAAUAGGAUCUUAUAGAUAGAGAAAUGUAAGGUACUUUGACAUUUGGUAAUGAAAUGAAGGACAGAUGAUUUAGAAAAGUACGUGUACCCAAACCCACAACAAACCAAAAACAUAAACUCAUGUCUAGUGUGUCCAGUGGUCAUAGUCAAAAACUUUGUAAUGCUCCCCAAAUUCCCAAAUAAUUUUAAUAAAACUGGAUUUGAACACAA